This is a messenger RNA of Panicum hallii, 1212 nucleotides long. RefSeq lists its product as uncharacterized. Gene Ontology annotation, cellular component: chloroplast. NCBI's taxonomy places the organism in Eukaryota, Viridiplantae, Streptophyta, Magnoliopsida, Poales, Poaceae. The transcript is spliced from 8 exons. Gene Ontology annotation, molecular function: protein binding. The record is from RefSeq and is a predicted model, not a curated record. The coding region runs from base 22 to 801 and encodes 259 amino acids.
ACGCAUCCACCUCCCUCCAAAAUGGCACCCGCAUCCGUGGCUCUCCACCCUCCAACGACCUCCUGCUCUUUCCCCACCGGCGCCGGGCGGCGCAGCCGCCCCCAAUGGGGCCCACCUGCGUCUCUCGCACCACUUCCCCCGGCGGCCACGCCUGAGGUGCCGCGCCGCCUCCUCCUUCCAGCGGCUGCCGGCAUUUGGGACUUCAUCUCCGGCGGUGCGGGUGGUGGUGCCGCCGCCGCGUCCCUCGCCGUCCGGCGAGGUAUGCAGCUCUUCCGCCAGGGAGAUGUGGCUGGCUCAUUGGCAGAAUUCGACAAGGCAGUCGAGAUGGAUCCACGGCAGAAGCAAUAUCUUUGGCAAAGGGGUCUGUCGCUAUACUACCUCGAUAGGUUCGAAGAAGGUGCAGAGCAGUUCAGGCUAGACGUUGCAGCUAAUCCGAACGACACUGAAGAGUCCAUAUGGUGCUUUCUGUGUGAGGCUCAGCUAUGCGGCAUUGAGGAAGCAAGGAAACGGUUCUUGGAGGUUGGUUUGGACUCAAGACCUGUAAUGCGUGAAGCAUACACGCUGUUUAAAGACGGUGGAGAUCCCGAAAAGUUAGUAGCAAACUUUUCAAGUCGCUCAGAUGGUGAGGUCUUCUAUUCUUCAUUGUAUGCUGGACUUUACUAUGAAUCACAGAAGGAUGCGGAGAAGGCAAAAUCUCAUAUCGUUGCAGCAUGCAAGUCGCCAUACGGAUCAAGGUCUGGCGAUUACAUGGCCUCGCUUGCGUUUGUCCACUGCCAGUGCCGCAACUGGGAUCUAGAGUGAGAGAGACCAUCAUGCUUGAAGCAGACCCCGACGAUUCCGGUUGCAGCUAGCCAACAGACUGUAACAUGGCAAUGGGUAUUUUAAUUUCUUCGCAUGGUGCAGACUGUGAAGAUGCUUGCAGCCGGAUCCUCUUUGUUUGGAUGUGUAGCCUCCGCAGUCACUAGAACUGAUCCUUGUCAAGUGCCGGCUGAUUUUGAUUUUUGAGUCUGACUGACUGACAGGAUAUGGAGUGCAUUGUUUCAGAGAAGAGAAUAGUUCAGCCGUUCAGGUGACCAGGCACGUUUAUCUGCUGCUGUACUGCAAUGGCAUUCCGCUAAGGCGCUACUAGAUGGAAGCGUCAGGAACUGUAAGCAAGCAGUAAACUAGGUUGAAGACCGAAAUAAAAGGGAGGUUGAACUGGCAGAAUGGCAA